AUGAAGUCCAUGGAAGACAGUAAGAGUGGCGAACACGCCGCUUCCGUCGGUCAAUUUGACAACACUGUCAUCUACAAAAGUCUGGCCGAGAUCUUCCUCUGUCAAGCAUUUCUCCAAGCCACUGAGAGCGCAGGUCUGGGAUCUCCCCCAAAGUCCGUGGGCUUGUCAGGGUUCAUGCUGCCAUUGUAA
Molecule: messenger RNA, 189 nt
Organism: Pyrenophora tritici-repentis Pt-1C-BFP
Lineage: Eukaryota; Fungi; Ascomycota; Dothideomycetes; Pleosporales; Pleosporaceae
Source: RefSeq, a predicted model, not a curated record